CGGUCUCUCGUUUGCGCGGUUGACGGCAUAUGCAUGGCCGCAACAUGCAUCGUCUGCAGACACCAUGGACACCUGGCUGAAGGCUGCACACGCUCAUGAUUGUAUCGUCGCAAACAAUGUAUAGUACUAUGGCUGACGUGCACGUACAGCAAAAUGUUCAUCGGUGGACUCAACUGGGAAACAACAGAUGAAUCACUCAAGAAUUACUUCUCCCAAUUCGGCGAGGUGGUAGAAUGUACCGUCAUGCGUGACGGUGCCACCGGUCGCUCUCGCGGUUUCGGCUUCCUCACCUUCAAGGAUCCGAAAGUCGUCAAUACCGUCAUGGUCAAAGAGCACACCCUCGACGGCAAACUCAUCGACCCUAAACGCGCCAUCCCGCGCGACGAACAAGAACGCACCGCGAAAAUCUUCGUCGGCGGCGUAAGUCAGGAAGCGAGUCAAGACGACUUUGCCAACUUCUUCCGCCGCUUCGGCAAUGUCCUCGAUGCCACCCUGAUGAUGGACAAAGAGACCGGCCGGCCCCGUGGAUUCGGUUUCGUGACCUUUGACAGUGAAGCCGCCGUGGACCGGACCCUGGAGUCCCCCCUCGCCAUCUGCGGCAAGAACAUCGAAGUCAAGCGCGCCCAGCCUCGGGGCGAUAUGCGCGAGGACGGCGGUGGUGGCGGCGGAGGCGGACGCGGGGGAAGGUUUGGUCGGCACAACAAACAUGACAACUUCUCCGGUGGCGGCGGCGGAGGCGGUGGCGGAGGCGGUGGGAACUUUGGCAACCCGAACCAAAUGCCCGUUAGUGCCGGCAAUGACGGGACGGGAGGCGCGCAGGGCCAGUUGUCUCCUGCGAUGAUGGCGGCGUAUUGGCAGAGGAUGCAGCAGUACUUCAAUAUGAUGCAGCAGAAUAUGGCGGCCGGGGGGAUGGGGGCGAUGAACCCGAUGAUGGCGAUGCAGCAGCAGAAUCCGGCGAUGAUGCAAAUGAUGGCGCAGAGGGGGAUGAAUCCGGCGAUGAUGAUGCAGCAGAUGGGUGGGAUGCAAGGAGGGGGUGGUGGUGGUGGUGGUAUGGGUGGUAACGGUGGUGGUGGUGGGUCGCCGAUGAAUGGAGGGGUUGGCGCGCAUCCCCCGCUCAACGCGCAGGAGCAGAUGAUGUUCGAGCAGCGCAAGUACGAGCAGCAGCAGAUGCAGCGGAUGCAGCAGGGAGGUGGCGUUGGGGUUGGAGGUGGGAACUUCGGCGGCGGCGGUGGAGGAAACGGCCAAACGUGGGAGGGCAUGUACGACGACGUGCCUGCCCCAGCGGGGAUGCAGGGAGGCGGCGGCGGCAACAUGCGUGGUGGGCGCGGUGGCGGGGGGCGAGGCAACCGCAUGGGCUCCCAAGGUCCACCGUCAUCGAUGACUCCACAGCCCACCGGCCAAGCUCCUGCGAACGCGCCCACGGGUCCCAAGAACUCUGGUCGGCCGGGCGGGAAUUACCGCGGCGGUGGGAGAGGGGGUCAUCGCGGUUUCCAUCCGUAUGCGAGGGGUGCUGGUUAGGAGCCGCAUCGUUCUUCGAUUGGUCUGCCUUUCCGUCCGAAGCCC
Messenger RNA from Baudoinia panamericana UAMH 10762, 1563 nucleotides. RefSeq lists its product as uncharacterized. Gene Ontology annotation, molecular function: RNA binding. The record is from RefSeq and is a predicted model, not a curated record. NCBI's taxonomy places the organism in Eukaryota, Fungi, Ascomycota, Dothideomycetes, Mycosphaerellales, Teratosphaeriaceae. Bases 154 to 1518 code for a protein of 454 amino acids. The transcript is spliced from 3 exons.